AUGCCACGUAAGCUACGUAAGAAUAUACGUAAGAGGAAGAGAGCAUUGAAACAUCCAAUAGUAAAACUAACACCACAACAACAGUUGCAACAACAAAUAAUGAAUGACCCCACCAUGUUGCAACAAAUGUCAAGCAAUCCUAUGCUCUUAAACCGAGUUCUUGGUGCACAGAGUGGAGGUUUAAGAGCGGCACUUUUAGCGAAAAUGGCAGGCUAUGGUGGAGCUGCAGACGGAACAGCCUAUAACCCUCAAAGUCAAAUGAAUUUGAGUUCACUCAAAAAUCAAAUAUCAGAUGUCAAAAAGUCAAACAUAGACAUACAGAAGCAAAUAAGUGAAAACGAAAAGAAACUAGAAUAUGACAGACACACAAAGAAACUCAAUGAGUUAAACGUAGAGAAAAAGAAGAAAGAAGAACAACUGAAAGAACUAAGUACAGAGGAAUAUGCGAAAAAAGUGUCAGAAAAAGCAGCAGAAGUAGCAAAAAUGGAACAAGAUGUUGUAAAUUUGAAAAACCAUACUACUCAAUAUAAA
Messenger RNA from Trichomonas vaginalis G3, 531 nucleotides. Its product is annotated as protein of unknown function, DUF4106 family. The record is from RefSeq and is a predicted model, not a curated record. NCBI's taxonomy places the organism in Eukaryota, Parabasalia, Trichomonadida, Trichomonadidae. The transcript has a single exon. The annotation marks the transcript as partial.